CAAGUUUCAGUUCGGUUUUAGGUGGCAAAGUCAAAGGGUGUUGCGAAUAUGUUGUCAACGAAAGCUGUUAUCCUUUUGCUCUGCUGCUCCUUAGCAGCUGCCAGCGAGCUGCAGAAAGGAACUGUGAGUGGCUCAGCGCCUCGCAAUUGCUACAGCUGCGAGGGCGUCAAUUGUCAGCGAACCACGCGGCAGAAUGCGACAGUCAGGUGCAACGAUCUGCUGGAUAUUUGUGUGACUGUCUACGAGGGCUUUAGGGUCAGUGAGCGGGGCUGCCUGCUGGAAAUUUCGCUAGCUGCGCGAUCCAAGUGCCAGGCACGCGAUCCGCAAUGCCAAAAGUGCACCGGAGAUCUGUGCAAUAAUCAAGGACGCGUCGACUAUCAGUGCAUACAGUGCAACGGCUCAGAUGACGCCAAGUGCAACUUGGGCGGCGACAGCAUCAGCCCCGCCCAAUGCCCAGCGCCCACGGGCAACAACGCCUAUUGCUAUGUGAAGGCCUCUGGCUCACAUCUGCAAAGAGGCUGUGCUCUGAGCGCCAAGGAGCAAAUGAGCUGUCUUCAGGCUAGCGACUGCAGCCUGUGCCUGCCCGAGAACGGGCGUGGCUCCACUGCGUGCAACAAUUACGUGCUGGACUACAAAGCCAGCGGUGCCCAGGGACAGCAGGUGUUUGGCUUACUGCUGGGCCUGAUCACUCUGCUAACCAUACAAUUCAAUUAGUGUAAUUUGAAAAUUAAAAAAAAAAAAAAUAUUAUCAAUGUAAUAAAGAU
Messenger RNA from Drosophila mojavensis, 764 nucleotides. RefSeq lists its product as uncharacterized. The record is from RefSeq and is a predicted model, not a curated record. Lineage: Eukaryota; Metazoa; Arthropoda; Insecta; Diptera; Drosophilidae. The transcript is spliced from 3 exons. Bases 49 to 714 code for a protein of 221 amino acids.